Chironomus riparius is the source of this 2065-nucleotide messenger RNA. The record is from the annotation of a GenBank genome assembly. NCBI's taxonomy places the organism in Eukaryota, Metazoa, Arthropoda, Insecta, Diptera, Chironomidae.
GAGCAACUAUAAAUUAAAAAAUAUGUUAGUAUCAUCGAUUGUGACUAAUUUUAAAGUGAAAAAAUUGACUAAGGAUAUAUGCGGCAAGAUUGGCUAAGAAGAAACAAAAAAAUGCUUUUUAUUUAUUCGAUUUUUAUCUCACGUAUUGCUAAAACUAAUCAGAAAUAGAAUAAACGGUUGUAAAAUGAAGAUACAGUAAAUGCUGUUGGAGCUUAUAGGAUCUAUAUCCGUUAAAAAUUUUGUCAAUAAUGAGAGGAACAAGAACUUGAUGAAUAUGGUAUACAAAAAGUCAAGCAAGCAAAUAAAAGAAUUGACGACGAAAAUGAAGGAAAAACGUGGAACCACUUUAUUAAUCGCUUUAAUACAUAUAAAUGCAUUAAAUCAGCAAUCCUAAAUAUUGCUAAAUUUCCUUUUUGGGUUAAUACAUUAGUUUUUUGGACAAAUUUUUGUUAUUAGUUUUUCACACUCGUCGCACUUAAAAGGAAAAAAAACAAUAAAAUAAUCAACAAUGGGAGACAUGGAAGAUACACAUUUCGAAACCGGAGAUGCAGGAGCAUCAGCAACUUUCCCAAUGCAGUGCUCAGCAUUGCGUAAAAACGGAUUUGUCAUGUUAAAAGCACGUCCAUGCAAGAUUGUUGAAAUGUCGACCUCAAAAACUGGUAAACAUGGUCACGCUAAGGUUCAUUUAGUUGGUAUUGAUAUUUUCUCUGGCAAAAAGUAUGAAGAUAUUUGCCCAUCCACUCACAACAUGGAUGUUCCACAUGUAAAGCGUGAAGAUUACCAAUUGACUGAUAUUGACGAUGGAUUUUUGGUUUUGAUGAGCGACGGUGGUGAUAUUCGUGAAGAUUUAAAGAUUCCAGAUGGAGAAUUGGGUGUCCAAUUACGUUCAGAAUUCGACAACGGCAAAGAUUUAUUGUGCACUGUCCUUAAAUCCUGUGGAGAAGAAUGUGUCAUUGCAAUUAAAACAAAUACCGCUGCUGAAAAAUAAUUACCUCUAAGCCAGCGAAAUUUCCAGGCUCAGUCCAUUCUAAUAUCGGCGAUUCUACUCUCGUAAUUCUAAUUUUCUUAUUAAUUUCAAAAAUUCGCAUUUUUUUAUUAUAAUAUAUGAAAAAAAUAUUAAAAAAGUUUUUCUUCGCGUCUCAAAGAAAAAAAAAAACAAUCACAAAAAUUUAAAAUAAUUAACAAUUAAAAGUACUUUUUUGCAAAAAGAUGUUUCUAUAUCUAUUCAUCAAAGCGACUCAGAGACAGCCUGGUUUUGUGUUGCUUUAUAUCCAACAACAAUAAUGGAAAAUAAUGUUUAUUCAUAUUCUUCCCUCUGAAAUGAAAUACAUUCACAAAAUAACAACCAUUUAAAGUUAAAUUACAUGCAUAACUAAUUGCAACAUACAAAGAAUUAUAAAAAAAGGAAAAGCCAAUAAAAAUCAGACAUUGAUUUGAAGGGAAAUUUAAAAAUAUGAAAAAUUUUGCAAAAAAAUUCAGAGAUCGAAAUUAGAUGUCGUUGUGCGAAAUAUGGUUUCUGGUUGCUCUUGCGAAGUAUGUAUUUUGCUUUUGUAUGAAAUUUCAUGCUUCACAAGAACGAGCAGAAAUUAUUUUUUUGCAAAUUGAACUCUUUAUCGACCUCUGAAAAAUUCCGAAGAUCACAUUGCAUAAAUCAAAAAAAAAAAUUAAGAAAGAAUAAAUAAUAUUCGAUGUAAUUUUUUUUUGUAUGUCACACUACAAUUUUAUUCUUUAGUUAAUCAGAAGAGAAAUUGUGGACGAAAUUGAUUCUCAUGGACAAAUCUAUAAAUUCAUGAUGAUUCUUUGGCUGUCAAUUUUGUAAAAAUCGUCUGUCCUGAAUUCAUCAAACUAAAUUUUUUAUGAAAAAUCUUUGGAUUGUUGCCUAAUAUUUGAGAUAAAUUUGAUUAUAAAGGAUUAAGGUGAUCCAUGAGAAUGAAAUUCGUUUAGCCUGUGUGUUUUGUUCAUUUUUUAUUCACCCCGUCGAUUGAUUGAUGAUGGAAGGAUUUGUUUUCUUCUUAAACAUUACAAAAAAAUGGAAAUAAAAGAAAGCUUCACGUUUUUUUUCUGU